CAUGAAUAGUGUCGGUAUCAAUGUGAAAAAAGUUCUCGAUCACUCGCACGCACCUGAUGUUCGUAAAGGAAAUGUUCGAAAAGUACUUGAAAAUAUUCGCAAUCGAGCACUUUCCACAACUGAACCACCAAGAAAAAUUCUACGCAACAUCACAUGUUCGAUUGGCAGAGUGUCCUCGGUAGAGCUGCCCAGUAAUAUCAAUAUGACACGUGGUAUACGCAGGAUUCGUAACAAAACGGGAGUUCAUCCGAAAAAUCCGAAAACAUUGGCUGAAUUAGUAAUUGAUGGAGACAAUGCAUUGACCUUGAAGGGCGAUCUUUUUGUUUUGUACGACAAUCAAUCGGAUACGAAGCGAAUAGUCAUAUUCUCAACAAAUACCAAUCUUUCGUUCUUAUCAUAUUGCGAUGAAUGGUACAUGGAUGGUACGUUCGAUGUGGUUCCAACAAUAUUCAAACAAUUGUAUACGAUUCAUGGCAGACGAAAUAAAACUUAUGUUCCGUGCGUGUACGUCUUGGCUAGUGGUAAGGAUUUCUUCACCUACGCUGAAAUCUUUCGCAAACUUAAGGAAUUACAACCAAGACUGAAACCGAAAACCGUUAUGGUAGACUUUGAACAGGCUGCCAUGAAAGCCUUCCACAAACAUUUCCUGGAGUGGAGGUCUACGGAUGUUUUUUUCAUAUGUGCCAGUGCAUAUACCGCCAUAUACAAGCACAAGGUCUACAAAGUAUUUACGGUGAAGAUGAGAAUUUUGCCCAAUACAUGAGAUGCUUAGCUGCAUUAGCAUUCGUUCCACCCGAAGAAGUGGUUAAACGAUAUGAAGAAUUGAAAGGAUUAGAUUUUUUUAAAGCGAAGUUAAGCGGUAAAUCAGCUGUUGAUGUUGGAGUAAAAAAUUUGUUGUCAUACUUUGAAAAAACUUGGAUCGGCCACUUCGCGCGUAAUAGAUUUGUUGAGCCCCUAUUUUCAAUUGAUUUGUGGAAUGUUUACCACCAAACUCUUGCUUUCUUCCCAAGAACCAAUAACGCAGUUGAGGCUUGGCAUAAUGCCAUUACGAUAUUGUUCGGUGUGCAUCAUCCUUGUAUUUAUAAUUUUAUUGAAGGCAUUAAAAAGGAGCAAGAUGCCGCAGAGAUUUUAAUUGCUAAGAUGAUGUCUGGCAUACCAACAGACAAUAAACAAAGUAAGAAACAAAUAGAACUCGGUGAGCGAUUGGUCGCAGUGGUAAAAAUGUAUAAAAUUGAUGAUGCUACUUUCGACAUAAAAGAUUAUUUAUUCGGAAUUAGCAGCGCAAUUUCG
This is a messenger RNA of Bradysia coprophila, 1290 nucleotides long. RefSeq lists its product as uncharacterized. NCBI's taxonomy places the organism in Eukaryota, Metazoa, Arthropoda, Insecta, Diptera, Sciaridae. The record is from RefSeq and is a predicted model, not a curated record.